GGAGUCAUGAAUGUCUACAAACGGAUGUUUCAAUUAUUUCGCCAACUCUUCUAAUCUUGCGGUUAUGUUACAGUAGUGAGGAUAUGUAUUUUGAUAAGUGUUAAACGUCAUCAAACUUAUAAUAAGUGUUUAGUUUUAUUUUACGUGAAAAUGGCCUGGUUGUCAGGUCUCGCUGACAAGGCAGAAAAUUUAUUAAAUAAAAUAGAUAAAAACACCGCGGCAGUUCUAAAUAAAGAUAAAUAUGAAUUACCACAAUCUCAAUUGACACAUGUUACGUGGAUUCCUUCUGAGCCAUGUGCUAGCACACAGGAUGGUACAAUUUUAAAAUCUCCUACAGAAUCAUUGAAGGAAUUUCCUUUUGUUUCUUCAACAUCAAAUCUUUCCUUGUUGUCAACAAAUUCAGUAAUGUCUAGAGACGAAGAGCUUCUUACUUUUUUAAAUACACCUGAUUCAAGUCCAAAAAAGAAUAUAGCAGAUGUUUCAAUAUCACCACCAACACCUUCUUCACUUAUGGUUGAACAUCCAACAGAUACUACAGAUUCUGUAUCAGAGUUAUCAAUUCAUAGUGGCCACUCAAGUCCCAGUCUUAUGCAUACAUCAGUAGAUGUUUCAGAUAAUCUUAAUCAUGAUGAUGUAAAUAUAAAAACUGAUAUUCUUUGUAAAAAUGAAGUAAUGAAUUCAUUAAAUAAUGAAUUAGGAAAUCAAACUUCUGGAAUUGCCUUAAAUAAUGGACAAAAUAUUAUUAAGGAAAACUCUGAUGUUAUAGAACAAGAAUAUGAAUAUGAUACAAAACAAGAAAAUAUGGAAUUAAGUAGAUUGAUGAAUUCAUCUCAUAAUAAAUAUAUACAAAAGUAUUUAAAAGAAGUGGAGAGAAAUUUAGAAGAAAGAAAUGUAUUACUAGGAAAACAAGAAACAGAUCAUCAAAAAGAAAUUGUAGUUUUGAAUGAAAAAUUGCAGUCUCUAUAUACAGAAAAAGUACAAUUAUCUAAGCAAGUAAUAGAAUUACAAUCUGCCUUAGAAAGAAGUAGAUCAGAAUUAAAUUCUACUAGAUCUGAUUUAGAACAGCAUAAAGCUAGAGCUUUAAAGACAUUGCAAGAAAAAGAAAAGUUAAUAGCAGAAUUAAGAUGUAAUGAAUCUACAGGAAUGGAUGACACAACAAUUAUGGAAUUAAAUCAAUUAAGACAAGAACGUGAUAUGCUUAGAGAAGAAAAUCAACAAAUUUCUGAGCAACUAAGAAUUGUACGUGAAGAAUUAAUAAAUACAGAUGUGAAAUUGGAAAAAAUGAGACAAAAGUCUGCUGAAGCAAAUGUCCAAACUCAGGAAAUUCUUGCUACUGAAAGACGUAGAAGAUUAGACGCGGAAGAAGAUGCAAGAUUACAUUCAGAAGAUAUAAGAUCAUUAAAAGACGAAUUAAUUCGUCAACGUAGUAAUUAUACUACGCAAUUACAAAAAAGUAAUUCUGAAAUUGCUAGGCUUAGGAUGCAAUUAUCUGCAACAUCAACACCGAGUAGUGAAGUAGAAUCUAGAUUAACAUCUCUCACACAAACACUGGUUUCAAAGCAGCAAGCACUAGAAAGUUUAACAACUGAAAGAAACGCUUUAAGGUUACAAUUGGAAAAAAUAGAACAUGAAUUCAGAAACAGCCGACGUAAUGUUCCGUAUAAUAGUAUAAAUGAUACAGACGAUGCUAAAGCUCAAGUACCGACAUUUUUUAUGGAAACUCCGUUUGAUACUGGAGUUACUAGAAGAGUUAAAAGAGCUUAUUCUUCAUUGGAUGCUAUUAGUAUUCGUACAGGUGUAUUUUUAAGAAGAUAUCCUCUUGCAAGGAUUAUGGUACUGAUUUAUAUGGCAUUACUUCAAUUUUGGGUUCUUGUAGUUCUUCUAUCACAAUCUCCAGAAGCACAUUAAUAAUAUUUGCAAUACAUGGAGUAGAAUUUUUUUGUAAA
This is a messenger RNA of Habropoda laboriosa, 1946 nucleotides long. It is a transcript of the gene Golgin84, whose product is annotated as golgin-84. The transcript is spliced from 8 exons. The coding region runs from base 151 to 1908 and encodes 585 amino acids. Gene Ontology annotation, cellular component: Golgi membrane; Golgi cisterna. Gene Ontology annotation, biological process: Golgi organization; retrograde transport, vesicle recycling within Golgi. The record is from RefSeq and is a predicted model, not a curated record. NCBI's taxonomy places the organism in Eukaryota, Metazoa, Arthropoda, Insecta, Hymenoptera, Apidae.